Molecule: messenger RNA, 938 nt
Organism: Arachis ipaensis
Lineage: Eukaryota; Viridiplantae; Streptophyta; Magnoliopsida; Fabales; Fabaceae
Source: RefSeq, a predicted model, not a curated record
ACAUUCCUUCACAACAGCUAGAAAAUAAAAAAAGAAAGGAGCUAUUGACUAUGCCUACUACUGAGAAAGUCAAGAAUGGAGUGCAGGGUAGAAAAUCAAUACAAGGCUUGAAGAAGUCUAAGCCUACAAACAUGGAGGCAGAUGAACUUACAAAGAAGCUCGAAGCAAUUCGUAAAAGGAACCGCAAUGUGCCAACAAGUGUAAGCCAAGAGCGAAGUUGUCCAAGUUCUACUCAACUCACAAUCAACCAAGGGCAGCAGCAGAAUAUUCAACUCAUAGAUGAAGAGACUCAAACAGGGCAAGAUGACACAACUUUGCCUACUCCUGAAACUACCCCACAAAAUGAAAGUGCAAUGUUGGAGCAAGGAAUAUCAAUAAAGGGUAAGAAGAUGCCAGGAGUAAAGGCUACAACAAUUGAUGAAUUCUUAAAGGAAAAUGGGAUAAACGUGGAAAUUGAAGGACCAAGCACUGAACUAAGUGAGGACGGGGAAGAAAGCAUGGCACUUGAUGAAGACUAUUAUCAACAUGUGAUGGAGGACAUUGAUGAUGAAGAAGGAGAGCCAAAGAAGAAGAAAACCCAUGGAAAAACAACUUGCAAGGAGAUUUAUGCGAGGAUUAUGGAACAGCGGGAAGAAGUCACCUUGAUAUUGGACAGCCCGUAGGACCAACCGACCAAAGUGUUUCUAAUUUAACUAGUUUUGUUGGCACUACUGGUAGAAAUAAAAGAUUCGUUAGUCUUUAGUACACUAGUUGGCAUGCUGUUUCUCCUAAAGCUAAAAAGUUCAUGUGGGACUAUGUUAACACCAAGUUUAUCCUCCCAGACAGUGGAGAAAAGUGGGUAAUUCAAGCGAUUCGAGAUGCUUGGAAGCGGUUCAAAGGAAAGAUUAAGCAGAAGCACUUUGUUCCCUAUGAUACUAUUGAAGAUAUGGUGAAAAAUC